GACAGGAGGACGCAGCGAGACCCGAGGUAGACGACCAACAUGCCGCCGAAGAAGAACCAAGAGUCCAAGAAGACGGUGGAGAAGAAGAAAGAGAGGAUGCUCGAUGACAAGACGUUCGGUCUCAAGAACAAGAACAAGUCCAAGCAGGUCCAGAAGUACGUGCAGCAGGUGCAGCACCAGGUCAAGGGCACGUCCGAGGCGCAGGAGCGCAAGAAGCUGGAGGACAAGAAGGCCGCAGCCGCGGCCAAGGAGGCCAUGGAAAAGCAGAUGAAGGACCUCUUCAUGGCCGCCAUCGUGCAGCCCAAGGUUCCGCUCGGUGUCGACCCCAAGACGAUCGUGUGCGAGUUCUUCAAGCAAGCGACGUGCUCCAAGGGCAACCGCUGCAAGUUCUCGCACGAUCUCAUGGUCGGCAAGAAGGCCACCAAGAUCAACCUCUACGAAGACGACCGCGACGCCAAGGACAAAGAUAUCAUGGACACGUGGGACCAGAAGAAGCUCGAAGAUGUCGUCGCCGAGAAGCAUGGCCAAAAGGUGGCGACGACGACCGACAUUGUGUGCAAGUUCUUCUUGGAUGCGAUCGAAAAGUCCCAGUACGGUUGGUUCUGGACGUGCCCGAACGGCGGCAAGGCGUGCAAGUACCGCCACGCCCUCCCGCCGGGUUUUGUUUUCCAGUCCAAGAAGGACCGCGAGAACAGCAAGAAGAAGGGCGACGAGGUCAGUAUUGAAGAGAUCAUUGAGCAGCAGCGCGCCAAGCUCGGCGCGAACGGCGGCACGCCCGUCACGGAAGAGUCGUUUGCCAAGUGGAAGGCCGAGAAGGCCAAGCGCAAGGUCGUCGAGGACGAGAAGCGCCGCAAGGACGAAGCCAAGAAGUCGGGCAACCGCGGUCUCAACACGCUCAGUGGUCGCGCGCUCUUCACAUUCGACCCGACGCUCUUCCAGGACGACGACGGCGCCGCGGGCGACGAGUACGACGUCGAAGAUUACGAGGACGAGGAGAAGCGGCCGGCGCCCGACGCGGCCGCAGCCUCCAUGGACAAGAGUCUGUAUAUGCAGGACGUGGAAGAUAACUUAGACGAACUCGUCGAAGAAUAGACCGUGUAGUUUUGGGAUGAGC
Messenger RNA from Saprolegnia parasitica CBS 223.65, 1114 nucleotides. RefSeq lists its product as hypothetical. The record is from RefSeq and is a predicted model, not a curated record. Gene Ontology annotation, biological process: cytoplasmic translation. Gene Ontology annotation, molecular function: mRNA binding; metal ion binding. The transcript has 3 exons. Bases 40 to 1092 code for a protein of 350 amino acids. Lineage: Eukaryota; Oomycota; Saprolegniomycetes; Saprolegniales; Saprolegniaceae. Gene Ontology annotation, cellular component: cytosol.